AUGCGGCAAACAAGUCACGAUCAAACAUUUUUUCGCACUAUAUUUCCUGGUAUUGGUACGUUGAUCGGUGGGACCAUUGGUGGCUUUGUUGGUUCAGUCGGUACCUCGUCAUUGUCACAAGGGUUGACGGAAUAUUUAUUUGAUUUACCGCAAAGUGUUGCAUUAGAAAAUGCUUACAAAUUCUUGAACCUGUCACCAUCUUGUUCGAAUGAUGAAAUUAAUAGAAGCUGUAGAACAUUAGCACUUCGAUUUCAUUCGGAUAAGGAUGGAAAGACUGAAGAUUUCCAGAAACUACAAAUUUCAGUAGCAAUAAUUAAAGAAGCCCGUGAACAAGAGGGUCCACAGUGGGCAAUUUUUGAUAGGCACUUGAAUUGA
Molecule: messenger RNA, 375 nt
Organism: Didymodactylos carnosus
Lineage: Eukaryota; Metazoa; Rotifera; Eurotatoria; Philodinida; Philodinidae
Source: the annotation of a GenBank genome assembly